UUGCCCCCCACCCGCACCGCACCGCACCGCCGCACCGCCCCGCGCCCUCGCCGCCGCCUCCUAGGGCGAGGGCGAGAGCGAGGAGCUCCUGUUCGUCGCCCCUCCCCCCACCACUCCGGUCCGCGGCGCGUCGGAAGUCAGGUAGAAGAUGGAGGGAGGUGGCAGAGACCCUCUUGGUGGUUACCGAAUUGGCAAAACCCUUGGGAUUGGAUCAUUCGGCAAAGUGAAGAUCGCUGAGCAUAUACUGACUGGCCACAAGGUAGCAAUCAAGAUCCUCAAUCGCCGUAAGAUCAAAAGCAUGGAGAUGGAAGAGAAAGUUAAAAGAGAAAUCAAGAUACUCAGAUUAUUUAUGCAUCCACACAUCAUUCGCCUUUAUGAGGUCAUAGAUACCCCUGCUGAUAUUUACGUUGUUAUGGAGUAUGUUAAAUCUGGAGAGUUGUUUGAUUACAUUGUUGAGAAGGGAAGACUGCAAGAGGAAGAAGCUCGGCGCUUUUUUCAGCAGAUCAUAUCUGGUGUGGAAUAUUGCCAUAGAAACAUGGUGGUUCAUCGUGAUCUAAAGCCAGAGAACCUUCUCUUGGACUCCAAAUGCAACGUUAAGAUUGCAGACUUUGGCUUAAGUAACGUUAUGCGUGAUGGUCACUUCCUGAAGACAAGUUGUGGUAGCCCAAAUUAUGCAGCACCUGAGGUGAUAUCAGGUAAACUAUAUGCUGGCCCUGAAGUAGAUGUGUGGAGCUGUGGUGUUAUUCUUUAUGCUCUUCUCUGUGGUACCCUUCCAUUUGAUGAUGAGAAUAUUCCCAACCUUUUUAAGAAAAUAAAGGGUGGGAUAUAUACCCUUCCCAGUCAUUUGUCACCUUUGGCAAGGGAUUUGAUUCCAAGAAUGCUUGUUGUUGAUCCCAUGAAGAGGAUCACCAUACGUGAGAUCCGUGAACAUCAGUGGUUCACAAUUGGUCUUCCGCGAUAUUUGGCUGUGCCUCCUCCUGACACUGCACAACAGGUUAAAAAGCUUGAUGAUGAAACUAUGAAUGAUGUUAUUAAAAUGGGGUUUGACAAGAAUCAGCUCAUUGAAUCACUUCACAAGAGGCUGCAAAACGAGGCGACAGUUGCCUACUAUUUACUAUUGGACAAUAGGCUUCGUACAACCAGCGGCUACCUUGGAGCUGAGUUCCAAGAAUCUAUUCAAUCUUCUCUCUCUCAAGUAACUUCAGCUGAGACACCAGGUUCUGCAGCUGAGCAUCGGCUGCAUGGGCAUAUGGAAUCUCCUGGGUUUGGCUUGAGGCACCAUUUUGCAGCUGACAGGAAAUGGGCCCUUGGUCUUCAGUCUCGAGCACAUCCACGAGAAAUAAUAACUGAAGUUCUUAAAGCUCUGCAAGAGCUAAAUGUUUGCUGGAAGAAGAUUGGACACUAUAACAUGAAAUGCAGAUGGACUCCUGGUUUUCCCAGCCAUGAAAGUAUGAUGCAUAGCAACCAUAGCUUCGGUGCAGAAUCUGCUAUAAUUGAAACUGAUGACAUCAGUGAGAAAUCGACCCACACAGUGAAGUUUGAAAUUCAGCUUUACAAAACAAGGGACGAAAAAUACCUUCUUGACUUGCAAAGGGUCAGCGGACCACAGCUUCUCUUUCUGGACCUGUGCUCUGCCUUUCUAACUCAGCUGAGAGUCCUUUGAUUAUGGUGUUUGCUUCCCAGUUGAACUCCCUGCAGCACCCUGUGGAUUGUCACGUUUCAUUUGAGAUAUGUACAUAAUGACCAUAAUCCUCCAGUAGAUAAUGUUCCUGGAGUGUGUAGACAAUAGAGGCUGCCAGUGAUGUAUUUUGACGGUAAUUGGCCAAACGAGAGGUAACAGGCAGGAGGCAACCUUUCACUGUUUUUGUAUUUGCCGUUGUUGUUGUUAUAUGACGGUUUAGUCUCAUCUAGAGUCCUUACCACUUUGCUUGUUUACGGUGAUCAUUACUAGCUUGAUGCCCAGCCUGAGAUUCACCUCUGUCGCUAUAAUGGAAGUUUAGCAGUUGCCAUACUAUUGUUGAUCCUGCAUUCCUUGAC
Molecule: messenger RNA, 2037 nt
Organism: Oryza brachyantha (malo sina)
Lineage: Eukaryota; Viridiplantae; Streptophyta; Magnoliopsida; Poales; Poaceae
Product: serine/threonine protein kinase OSK1
Exons: 11
Coding region: 149-1663 (504 amino acids)
Biological process (GO): protein phosphorylation; intracellular signal transduction
Cellular component (GO): cytoplasm
Molecular function (GO): ATP binding; protein serine/threonine kinase activity
Source: RefSeq, a predicted model, not a curated record